Suillus fuscotomentosus is the source of this 201-nucleotide messenger RNA. RefSeq lists its product as uncharacterized. The annotation marks the transcript as partial. The record is from RefSeq and is a predicted model, not a curated record. The transcript has a single exon. Lineage: Eukaryota; Fungi; Basidiomycota; Agaricomycetes; Boletales; Suillaceae.
UCCACGCUCUCGAAUUCUAUCGUUGCAGUCCCCAGGUCGGGCAAGAUGAUGAUAACAGACGUCCUGCACCGCACUUUCGUCAGUGGACUGGCCGCACUAAGCGUGUAUGGAGUAUUCAUGGGUUAUGCUGUGCACCGCGAAACACUAGCGAAAGGGAGAGGUGAGAUGAUGUAUACCACCAAUUUCACCCCAACUUUCUGA